UGCCAAUUCCCGACCCAUUCGCCCUCUCCAUCGUUUCUCCUCCCCAAAAUUGAGUGUCGCUGGGGAUACGUCUUUCCGAGGCACCCCUCUCUACGCUGGACGAUGAAAUUAUUCAAUGUGAUGCCUGGUGUGGCUAAGAAGUGCAAGGAUUGACUCUGUGUUCGAAUACCGGCAGUAGGUCUCGGUGCAUCUUCAACAUUGUGACUUUGCUUUCAAAGCCUCAUCAUUUUCUGAGAAGGAAUCAAUUCAUACCAGAAAUAAUGCCCUCAUUGGGUUGAAUCCAACAUUUGUCGACUUCUACUGCUGCUACGGCAACUACUACUAGCACCGUGGCAACUACUACUAGCACCGUGACUACUAUGGCUUGCUUAUCCAAGAGAAUGGACAUAUUCUGCUGCUGCCACUGCUAUUUCUUUUGCAGUCUAUACUGUAUUCAAUAAAUAUAGUGUCUGGUUUUAAAUGAUCCUUAAGCCUUGGAUAUGAAGAAAGAGGUGGUCCUGCAAACUUCAAGCCCCAGGAAAACGGCACUUAAAGUGACCCUGGUUUCUAUUAGAUGUGAGCAAGGUGCAAAGGAAGGUGGCAGUUUGGGAAUAUGGCUGGGUCGUCUUGCAAUGGUGGGCUUUGCAGCAGCUAUCACGGUUGAAAUUUCUACAGGGAGGGGGCUUUUAGAGAACUUCGGACUUUCAACGCCCGUACCGACAGUGGCCUUGGUGGUCACAGCUGUGGUGGUAGUUCUAACAGCAUUUUUUAUUUUUCAAUCUGCAUCUAGUGAUUGAUUGCUUUUAUUGAACAAUUUAUAUUAUCCGAAGUUUGUAAGUUAUUUGUAUUAAUUCUCACUUAAUGACAUUAUAGAUGUUCAAAUGAGGAUCCACAUAAAUGUUUUGUAUGAGUUCAAAUUGGACAUAAUGACAAUGCAUUUUCUAGAUGUUCAAA
Molecule: messenger RNA, 933 nt
Organism: Amborella trichopoda
Lineage: Eukaryota; Viridiplantae; Streptophyta; Magnoliopsida; Amborellales; Amborellaceae
Source: RefSeq, a predicted model, not a curated record